CUUCAAAGCACCACAACUACGCUCUCGAAUUGCUCCCCAUUCAGACCCCUCCUCAAGGACCUUCCCAAAGCUCAGCAGUGGUUGCCUAAAGCUUUUUGCGCCUACAAAUACUUCUCCACGCCCACAAUCCUCUACAUUCCACGUCUCAUCAAAAGUCAACACCAUGUCAACUUCGAAUCUGGUGAACGCUCAUUUCGAUGACAGCGAGGAUGAGGACGAUAAUUUCAAUCCGGCGCCUGCUGAUAUCUCGGACAACGAAGAUGCCGGCGGAUCAGAUCACGACGACGAUGCUGGCGCGCAGAUUCGAAAUGAGGCAGCCAAGAGACGAGUAGAUGAUGAAUCAGACGAUGAGAUGAGCAACUCUAAGAGUAGACUUGUGGAAGAAGAUGGCGAUGAAGAUGAUGAAGAUGCGGAAGGAGAGGGAGAGGAUACCGCGCCAGGCGCACAUGACGAUGAUGACGAGGAGGAUGAGGAUGAUGAGGAGGAAGAGAUCACAGGUCAUCGCAGAAAGCGGAGACGUGAACGCCGAAAUCAGUUCCUCGAUGUCGAAGCCGAAGUCGACGAGGACGAAGACGAGAAUGACGAUGAUGAGGAUGAGCUCAAUGAGAUCAAGGACAAUUUCAUUGCUGAUACGCAUCCCGAUGAUCUGGCAGAUUUGCCAGAAGGUGGAGAGAGAGAUGAUAGGCGGCACAGAGAAUUGGAUAGGAGACGUGAGAUGGAGGCAAGUUUGGAUGCCGAGAAACAAGCAGAGAUUCUGCGACAAAGAUAUGCUCCCAAGAGUCGGAUGGGUAGAGCUAUGGGAGACUCUGCGGUGGUCCCAAAGCGACUUCUCCUUCCCUCAGUCGAUGAUCCAAGUAUUUGGGCUGUGAGGUGUAAGGAAGGAAAAGAGAGAGAGGUUGUUUUCUCGAUCAUGAAGCGAAUUGAGGAGAGAAUGGGCACUAAAGAAGAGGUUGCAAUUACUUCUGCUUUUGAGCGAGGAGGCACGACAUCUACCAUGAAGGGAUUCGUCUAUGUGGAAGCACAACGACAAGCCGAUGUUAUGGCUGCUUUGGAUGGCAUGAUGAAUGUUUACCCACGAACCAAGUGCUUGUUAGUCGAGAUCAAGGAGAUGCCGGAUCUUUUGAGAGUCACAAAGACACCGUCUCUGGAGCCUGGAGCCUAUGUCCGACUGAAGCGACCACCGAAAUAUGCAGGCGAUCUUGCACAGGUUAUUGACGUUGCCGACAGUGGAUUGGAAGUCAGAGUCAGAUAUGUGCCUCGGCUGGAUUAUGGUCUACACGACGAUGCGAAUGCUCCUCAAGAUGCUUUUGGUGCAAAGAGAAAGCGAGCAACGGCCGGCCCGAGACCUCCUCAACGGCUCUUCAGCGAAGUGGAAGCAAAGAAGCGACACGCCAAAUACCUACAGGGACGUUCAGAUACGAAGGUAUGGAAUUACAUGGGUGAUGACUAUGUGAAUGGUUUCAUGGAGAAGGAGGUCAAGAUUCAACAGUUGGCCACAAAAGAUGUCAAUCCAACAUUAGAAGAAGUGACUAGAUUUGCUUCUGGUGCUGAAGAUGGCACCGAGAAUCUGGAUCUUAACGCUCUCGCGGCUAGUCUCAAAGCCAGCACCGCAAAUGCAUCGUACCUCCCAGGAGACAUCAUUGAGGUCUACGAAGGCGAGCAAAAGGGUGUUAUGGGUAAAGCUGUAUCGGUCCAAGGCGACAUUGUUACCAUGGCCGUUUCUGAGGGUGACCUUCGCGGACAAACCAUCGAAGUUCCUGUGAAGGGUCUUCGAAAGCGAUUCAAGGAGGGUGACCACGUCAAAGUCAUUGGUGGUAGCAGAUUCCGAGACGAAGUGGGCAUGGUUGUCAAGAUUUCUGAUGACCGAGUUACUCUCUUGACCGAUCAAGGCAAUACCGAAGUCACAGUAUUCAGCAAAGAUUUGCGAGAGGCCAGCGAUUCAGGUGGCAGUGGAUCUUUGGGACAAUAUGAGUUGUGGGACCUGGUUCAAUUGGACCCUUCGACUGUUGCUUGCGUUGUGAAGGUUGAUCGAGAAUCACUGGUUGUGCUUGACCAGAACAGCCAAACUCGAACGGUCUUGCCAUCGCAAAUCUCAAACAAGCUGGAGAAGCGAAAACAUGCCGUUGCAACUGACAAGAACGGAUCCGAGAUUAGACUCGACGAUGUUGUCAAGGAGCAAGGGGGUGAGAGCAGAUCUGGCAAGAUCAUUCACAUUCACAGAGCAUAUCUAUUCUUGCGAAAUGCUGCUCAAAGCGAAAAUGCUGGUGUUUUUGUUACCCGAACUACGACGGUAGCAACUGUAUCUGCCAAAGGCGGUCGUUUGGUCACAGCUACAGGACCUGAUCUCAACUCAAUGAACCCGGCGAUGAAGCGAAAUACUGGAACAAAUGGCGAUAUGGCCCCACCAAAAACUUUUGGUAGGGACCGCUCCAUUGGUCAAACUGUCACUAUCCGAAAGGGUCCUUACAAGGGCUUGCUCGGUAUUGUCAAGGAGACUACAGAUACAAAUGCUCGUGUUGAAUUACAUACGAAGAGCAAGACCGUCAACGUGCCAAAGGAUGCUCUAGGAUUCAAGGAUCGUCUUACUGGACAGAGUAUUGACCCGCUAUCGAGAGGUGGCCAUGGUGGGUCCAGAGGUGGUUCAUAUACUCCUCGUGGUGGGCGUGGAGGUUUGGGAAGUGCUACUCCCGGUGGAUGGGAUGGAGGCCGUACUCCAAUGCCAGCUAGUGGAACCGAGAGGACUCCGGCAUGGGGUACUUCAAGAACACCUGCUGCUGGAGCAAAUGGUGGCCGUACACCUGCUUGGAAAGCAUCUGGUGAUGGUGGAAGAACCCCAGGAUGGGCAGCAGAUGGUUCACGCACUGUUAAUCCUUACGAUGGUAGCCGAACAGCCUACGGAGCCGGAAACCGAACACCUGCCUGGUCAUCAGGAGCCAAGACUCCCGCUUAUGGUCUUCAACAACAACAAGAUGGUUUCAACGCAGGCUCAAAGACUCCUGGCUAUACUGGCAGUGGAGAUGCCUGGGGCUCUGGAGCAAAGACACCAGCCUACCAACCACAAGCCGCCUCUAACGACAACUGGAACGCUCCCCCACCAGCCAACAAUUGGGGAUCAAAUGCAUACGAUGCACCAACCCCAGGCGCUCACAUGUCUGCUCCCACACCGGCUGCAAUGAACGCCCCAACCCCAGGAGCCUACUCUGCACCCACGCCAGCACCAUACAACGCGCCUACCCCCGCCGCGGCCCCAACUCCAGCUCCAGGAUGGGGAGGCGGAUGGGGAGCCCCUACUCCGCAAGCAAUGGAUGCCCCGACACCUGGUGCGCAGCAAUACUAUGCAGCACCAACCCCUGGCGCAUACGGUAUGCCCGAAACUCCAGCUGCGAAUUGGCAAGAUGACGGACCGAGGUAUGUGGACUGAAGAGGGAUGGAUAUGGUUGGAGGUUUAAUUUCUUUCUUUCUUUCUACUUUGUCUUAAAACGGAAUCAAAGGAGAGAAAGAAAAAGUGGCUUGUAAGUAAGGUAUUUAGAUUUCGCAUGGAUGGCGUUUAGCAAGCAAGCAAGCAAUUUCAAUGAAGAAGCAAU
This is a messenger RNA of Mollisia scopiformis, 3584 nucleotides long. Its product is annotated as transcription elongation factor Spt5. Gene Ontology annotation, biological process: regulation of transcription by RNA polymerase II; transcription elongation by RNA polymerase II; regulation of DNA-templated transcription elongation. The coding region runs from base 164 to 3421 and encodes 1085 amino acids. The record is from RefSeq and is a predicted model, not a curated record. Gene Ontology annotation, cellular component: DSIF complex. The transcript has 3 exons. NCBI's taxonomy places the organism in Eukaryota, Fungi, Ascomycota, Leotiomycetes, Helotiales, Mollisiaceae. Gene Ontology annotation, molecular function: protein binding; mRNA binding.